UUGAUCCUCGUCACGUGGUUCUGAUCUGAUCUGGACGGAACCACGAUGGACGCCUUCGACCUGUUUCGAAAACUCGGAGCCGGAGCCAAAUUCGACCUGAAGAGAUUCGGCGAAGACGCAGCUCGGUUUAAGGUGGCCAGAUCUCGGGCAGGGGAAGAAUCCUCGGAGCAGCUCUCUGCCAUCGACUACUUCGGCUCAGGGGAGACUAGUGGAGCCCAGAGCGGAGACGAGGAGGAGGAGGAUGAGGAGGGAGGAAGAGGAGACUCUGGAGGGAAGAGAAAGUGCAAAGAAGAGAAAGCUGCAAAGCGGAAAAAGAAAAAGGCAAAAAGGAGCGAGUUGGCCUCAGAAGACGGACUGAUGAAGGAGUCGGAGGGAAACGGCAUCACAUGGAUGUCGUCGCUGGACAGAAAGAUCCAAAACCUGCAGAGUGAAGACAAGUCGUCACUGAAGAAGCUGAAGCAUCUUCAUCAGGAGAAAAUUAAUUCCAUCCGAUCUCAACAUCGCAUAAACGUGCACGGCUGUGACGUGCCGGACCCCGUGUGCACGUUCGAGGAGUUGCAGUCCGAGUAUUGUCUCAACCCGAACAUCCUUCACAACCUCGUAGACGCAGGACUGAAGUCGCCCACGCCGAUUCAGAUGCAGGCCAUUCCUCUCAUGAUGCACAGUCGGGAGCUCCUGGCCUGUGCUCCCACAGGAUCCGGGAAGACGUUGGCCUUUUGCGUGCCGCUGCUCAGCCACCUGAAGCAACCAGCCAACCAGGGCUUCAGGGCCGUGAUCAUCUCCCCCACCAGAGAGCUGGCCAGCCAGACUUACAGGGAGCUUCUCCGCUUCUCCGAGGGAGUGGGCUUCAGGAUCCACAUCCUAGACAAAGCUUCUCUGGCCGCCAAGAAAUAUGGACCAAAGUCGAACAAAAAAUACGAUAUUUUGGUGACGACUCCCAACAGGCUGGUGUUCCUGCUGAAGCAGGACCCCCCGGCCAUCGACCUCAGCAGAGUUGAGUGGCUGGUCGUAGACGAGUCGGAUAAGCUGUUCGAGGACGGUAAGAGGGGCUUCAGGGAGCAGCUGGCCACCGUGUUCCUGGCCUGCUCCAACCCCAAGGUGCGCCGGGCUUUCUUCAGCGCCACCUGCACCCCCCAGGUGGAGCAGUGGUGCCGCCUGAACCUGGACAGCCUGGUCUCCGUGAACAUCGGGAGCAGAAACUCGGCGGUGAACACGGUGGAGCAGGAGCUGCUGUUCGUCGGGACGGAGAGCGGCAAGCUGGUGGCCAUGAGGGACAUCGUCAGGAAGGGGUUCCUGCCUCCCGUGCUGGUGUUCGUCCAGUCCAUAGACCGAGCCCGCGAACUCUUCCACGAGUUGGUGUACGAAGGGAUCAACGUGGAGGUGAUCCACGCCGACCGCACGCAGCAGCAGAGGGACAACGUGGUGAACAGCUUCCGCUCCGGAAAGAUCUGGGUGCUGAUUUGCACGGCUUUGAUGGCCAGAGGGAUCGACUUCAAGGGAGUGAACCUGGUGCUGAACUACGACUUCCCCACCAGCGCCGUGGAGUACAUCCAUCGGAUUGGGCGAACUGGCAGAGCUGGCCAUCAAGGGAAGGCCAUCACCUUCUUCACGGAGAGUGACAAGCCGAUGUUGCGCAGCAUUGCAAAUGUCAUAAAACAAGCGGGCUGUCCCGUCCCGGACUACAUGAUCGGCUUCAAGAAGAUCCACAGCAAAGUAAAGCGGAGGCUGGAGAAGAAACCUCCCAAGAGAAGCACCAUUUGCACAACUCCUCGCUUCAUGAUGAAGAAAAAGGGCAACGCACAGAAAAAAGAGCAACAACAGGAAUCGUCGAGGAAGCAGAAUGAAGAAAAAGAACCUCAAACAACAAUUUCCCAGCAGAAAGGGGGGAAGAAAACAGAAGGACACGGGUUAAAGAAAAAAAGCAAACCAAGUGACAAAGGAGUAAAAAUACCCAAGGAAUCCAAUUCCUCAGGAGCUAAAUUAAAAAAGAACCUAAAGAAGAAAAACAAACUAAAAGGGGACUUGAAGACAAGCAUGGAAACAGGCUGACCUGGAGAUGACGUGGACCCCCCACCCCCCACCCCAUCUGUAUUUGAUAUAUAAUAUUUUCAAAUAUGUGUGCAUUUUACUGAUUGAAAAUAAAA
Cololabis saira (Pacific saury) is the source of this 2144-nucleotide messenger RNA. Its product is annotated as probable ATP-dependent RNA helicase DDX52. Gene Ontology annotation, molecular function: nucleic acid binding; ATP binding; RNA helicase activity. Gene Ontology annotation, biological process: maturation of SSU-rRNA. NCBI's taxonomy places the organism in Eukaryota, Metazoa, Chordata, Actinopteri, Beloniformes, Belonidae. Gene Ontology annotation, cellular component: 90S preribosome. The record is from RefSeq and is a predicted model, not a curated record. The transcript has 15 exons. Bases 46 to 2049 code for a protein of 667 amino acids.